AUUACUUUAAUUGAUCUCUAUCUGUGGAGAUAAUCACAGGUGAAAUACCUCCAAUAGUAAUGGAGCAGAUUUUCCUGAAAGAUUAGAGGGUGCGUGCGUAUAAAAAGGUUUUCAGUCGAUUCUUUGGCACAGUCAACCAGACAAUCAACAUGAAGACCUUCAUUUCCAUCAUUGCGCUGCUGGUGGCGUCGGCGGCGGCCACUCAGUGCCCCACCGAGCAGAACGAGGACUGGAGCAUCGAGCUGCUGCUCCCUGCCCCCGACUGCUCCAAGUACUACCAGUGCGUGCACGGGAAACCAGUCCUGCGCGACUGCCCUGUCGCCCUGUUCUUCAACCCUGAUACCCUGCAAUGCGACUACCCUGAAAACGUCGAAUGCCAACCUAUCGUCGAGGAGGAAUCUGCCUCGUCUUCUUCCGAGAGCGUAGAAGCCGUGGAGGAGAUCCAGUUCCUGCCCAACGGAUGCCCCGAGAGCCCGUUUGUGCACUGGCUGCUGCCGCACAAGCUGUUCUGCCGUCUGUACUACGUGUGUGACCACGGCAGGAAGGCCCUGAGGAAGUGCCCCCGCGGACUGAAGUUCAACCGCAAGCUCCAGGUUUGUGACUACCCCAAGGACGCCCGCUGCUUCGGACUGUAAGACACCAAUCUAGUCUAUAUCUAC
Plutella xylostella (diamondback moth) is the source of this 659-nucleotide messenger RNA. RefSeq names its product peritrophin-1-like. Gene Ontology annotation, cellular component: extracellular region. NCBI's taxonomy places the organism in Eukaryota, Metazoa, Arthropoda, Insecta, Lepidoptera, Plutellidae. The record is from RefSeq and is a predicted model, not a curated record. Gene Ontology annotation, molecular function: chitin binding.